This is a messenger RNA of Microthlaspi erraticum, 2523 nucleotides long. The record is from the annotation of a GenBank genome assembly. Lineage: Eukaryota; Viridiplantae; Streptophyta; Magnoliopsida; Brassicales; Brassicaceae.
AUGGCGGAGAAGUCGAGCUUCUUCGUCCAUUUCAGCUUCCUUCUACUUCUAGUGAGUAUCAUAACACGUGCCCAUGGAGGGAGGAAUCCGGUGCGCCGUUCGUUGAUGGACGGCCAAGAUCUCUCGAGACCUCUGAAGCUGACGUUCGGUGGGCCCUCUCGGAAUUGGACCGACGCCAUUCCCAUUGGAAAUGGCCGUCUCGGAGCCACGAUCUGGGGCGGCGUCCCCUCCGAAACUCUCAACCUCAACGAGGACACAAUAUGGACUGGAGUACCAGCAGAUUACACGAACCCGAACGCUCCAGAAGCAUUAGCAGAAGUGAGGAGGCUUGUUGAUGACAGAAAAUAUGCUGAAGCUACUUCAGAAGCUGUCAAAUUAUCAGGCCAACCUUCUGAUGUAUACCAGCUAGUGGGAGAUUUGAAUAUAGAGUUUGACAGCUCUCAUCGUAAGUACAGUCAAGACUCUUACCGCCGUGAGCUCGAUCUGGAAACAGCAGUAGCUAAAGUAAGCUACUCUGUUGGAGCUGUGGAGUUCUCAAGGGAGUUUUUCGCUUCGAAUCCGGAUCAAGUCAUAGUAGUCAAGAUCUCUGCAAGCAAACCAGGAUCUUUGUCUUUUAAAGUAUCUUUAGAUAGUGAUUUGCAUCACCAUUCAGAAACAAACCCCAAGUCCAAUCAGAUUCUGAUGAAAGGAAGUUGUCGUCCCAAGCGUCUUCCUGUGAACUUGAAGAAAAGCAUCAACGCCACAAACAUACCGUACGAUGAUCACAAAGGAUUGCAGUUUGCUUCCGUGCUUGAAGUGAGAGUAAGCAGUGGCGGCUCUGUGUCUUCCUUGGAUGGCAAGAAACUAAGCGUUGAAAAAGCUGACUGGGCUGUUCUGCUUGUGACUGCUUCGUCUAACUUUGAUGGACCUUUCACUAUGCCUGCUGAUUCAAAGAGAGACCCUGCAAAGGAAUGCAGUGACAGAAUCAGCUCGAUCCAGAAACACUCAUACUCUGAUCUCUACGCUCGUCAUUUGAGCGAUUAUCAGAAACUUUUCAACCGUGUCUCUUUGCAACUCUCUAGCAGCUCAGAAGAUAAAAACAAAUCCGUGCAACAAGCAGCAGUUUCAACCGCUGAAAGAGUGCGGUCGUUUAGAACCGAUGAAGACCCUUCGUUGGUGGAGCUUCUGUUUCAAUAUGGUCGAUACCUGCUUAUAUCUUCUUCAAGACCUGGAACUCAGGUGGCUAACUUGCAAGGCAUAUGGAACAGAGACAUUCACCCGCCGUGGGAUGGUGCUCCUCACCUGAACAUUAAUCUCCAGAUGAACUAUUGGCAUUCUCUUCCUGGUAACAUCCGGGAAUGCCAUGAACCCUUGUUUGAUUACAUGUCUGCUUUAGCAAUCAAUGGCCGCAAGACAGCACAAGUGAACUACGGAGCAAGUGGUUGGGUGGCACAUCAAGUAUCAGACAUAUGGGCAAAGACCUCACCGGAUAGAGGUGAGGCAGUGUGGGCCCUCUGGCCUAUGGGUGGGGCUUGGCUCUGUGCUCAUGCAUGGGAGCACUAUACAUACACUAUGGACAAGGAGUUUCUGAAAAAGAAAGGAUAUCCAUUGUUGGAAGGAUGUACGGAGUUUCUUUUGGAUUGGCUGAUCAAAGGUAAAGACGGAUAUCUCCACACCAAUCCAUCGACAUCCCCUGAGCAUAUGUUCACUGCUCCUGAUGGCAAACCUGCUAGUGUUAGCUACUCGUCAACCAUGGACAUUGCCAUUGUCAAAGAAGUCUUCUCUGCUAUUGUCUCAGCUUCAGAGGUUUUGGGGGAAACGAAUGAGACUCUUAUAGGAAAAGUCAUAGCUGCUCAAGCAAAUCUUCCACCUGUUAGAAUAUCAUCAAAGGAUGGUUCUAUAAUGGAAUGGGCAGAAGACUUUGAGGACCCAGAGGUGCAUCACAGACAUGUUUCACAUCUCUUUGGUCUCUUCCCGGGCCACACAAUCACACUUGACAAGUCUCCGGAACUUGCUAAAGCUGUGGAAGUAACACUUAAGAAAAGAGGAGAGGAAGGACCAGGGUGGUCCACCACUUGGAAAGCUGCCUUGUGGGCUAGGCUUCACAACAGCGAGCACGCGUAUCGGAUGGUUACGCAUAUAUUUGAUCUGGUGGAUCCGUUAAACGAACGUAACUAUGAAGGAGGACUCUAUAGUAACAUGUUCACAGCUCACCCGCCGUUCCAGAUCGAUGCCAAUUUUGGAUUCUCAGCAGCGGUAGCGGAAAUGAUAGUGCAGAGCACGACGAAGGAUCUGUAUCUGCUGCCGGCGCUUCCGGUGGACAAAUGGCCUAACGGUCAUGUGAAAGGGCUAAGGGCACGUGGCGGUGUGACGGUUAAUGUAAGGUGGACGGAAGGGAACCUCGUAGAGUUUGGUCUUUGGUCGGAACAGAGUGUGUCCACGAGAAUAGUGUACAGAGGAGUCUCUGCGGCUACCACAUUGUCGCCAGGGAAAGUCUUUACUUUUAACAAAGAUUUGAGAUGCAUUCGGACAGAGACGUUAUAG